Manis javanica (Malayan pangolin) is the source of this 1630-nucleotide messenger RNA. RefSeq names its product ninjurin 1 (gene NINJ1). Gene Ontology annotation, biological process: tissue regeneration; cell adhesion. The record is from RefSeq and is a predicted model, not a curated record. NCBI's taxonomy places the organism in Eukaryota, Metazoa, Chordata, Mammalia, Pholidota, Manidae. Gene Ontology annotation, cellular component: membrane.
AUCCAGCCCUGCCUGUGACACUGUUCCUCAUCCAGGCCCCUGCAGUCCAGACCCACAGGGAUCCUGGUGGACUCCCCAGGACAGGGCCUCCCUGGGACUCACGCAGUAGCCAAUCCCUGCCCAAGGCUCAGCUCCAUGCAGCCCCCUGGACCUCCUCCCCAGGGCAGAUCUGAGGCCAGCCUACUGUCCCAGGCAGCCCUUGGCAUGGGGCAGGAUUGAAUUCUUAUCUGCCUUCCCUUGAGGUGGCCCUGGGAACUCCCACCCAGCCUUAGUCUCCAGCUCCCCUUUCACCUCCAGCAGGGAACCCACUGGGGAUGCUUCCCAGAGGGUGUAGAGAUGGGGAGACAGGCCGGCAGAGGGGAGUGUGCUGCCAAGCCACACUGCCAGGCUGUGGUUAGCCAGGGCUUGACUGCCCCCAGCCAGUGAGCCAGGAGCCUCAAGCCAUUGCUCCGUAUCAGUGCCCAGGUUGAGCAGGAAGCAGAUGGCUGCGUGGGCAGGAAGCACCCUAUACCAGGAGAGACAAAAUGCCUCCCAUACUAGCCUCAAUUUACCGAUGCCUUCCCACUGGCGCAGGAACCGGCCCAUCAACGUGAACCAUUACGCCAACAAGAAGAGUGCGGCCGAGAGCAUGCUGGACAUCGCGCUGCUGAUGGCCAAUGCCUCCCAGCUGAAGGUGGUCAUCGAGCAGGGCCCCAGCUUUGCCUUCUUCAUGCCGCUGGUGGUCCUCAUCUCCAUCUCCUUGGUGCUGCAGAUCGGCGUGGGUGUGCUGCUCAUCUUCCUUGUAGGUGUAAGGACGAGGCCUGGAGUUGGUGUGAGGAUUGCUAGGUCACUGUGCAUAGUGCUCAGAGGUGCCUGCUCAGCGCUCUGUGCCUUCAAACCCAGACCUGGCCGUGGGCAUGCCUUGCGGUCACUGACCAGACACUGGCUGCUUGUGAGAAAACAGGGGUUGCAGGGAGAUGGACGUCAGGCUGCCAGUCAGGUACGACCUCAACAACCCUGCCAAGCACGCCAAGCUGGAUUUCCUCAACAACCUGGCCACGGGCCUGGUGUUCAUCAUUGUAGUGGUGAACAUCUUCAUCACUGCCUUCGGUGUCCAGAAGCCUGGGGUAGACGCAGCGCCCCGGCAGUAGGGGCUCAGAUGCCCCCAUCACACCCUGCUGCAGCUGCCAGACCCCGGGAGCCACCUGACCCCUGAGGUCUACUCCCUGCCUGAGGCAUUCCCCGAAACCACUGGAGCCCUGACCGGGCCCACUGGACUGUGUCCCGGGUUAAGCCUCCCAUGGUUAGGCCACCAGGGGCCAAUGCAUGGCCUGCUCUGCCCUCAGCUGCUCUCCCUGGAGUGUGGGCUGGUGAGGUCCGAGACAGAACUGGCAAGCCCCCAAGGAGGGUUGUCACCACGGCCACACGGCAGGCCCAAGGAUGGACUGGCCAGGGCCAGAGGGGUGGGGAGACACCCUACCCCAUGCCAGCUGUGGGCGGCCCACAGCCUCCGUGCUUCCUGGACCACCAGUGCCCCCUGUCCACUGCUGUGAGUGCUGGUACGGCCAUCUGCCAGCCAUGCCAGGCAGGCCCCAGCCCCACUUUCCUAAGCAGCCACACCAAUAAAGCUAGCUGAGGCCCCUGCUCCAAA